AUGGCUAUCGACGAUGUGCAACCCGAGAGCAAAUCCGUUGUUGCCGAGGUUCUAGAGCCUACCGGCUCCCAUACCGCCGAUCCCUCGCGUGAGGUCUCGAGGAAGCGGCAGAGCUUGUCGGAUCUGUUUACUAUUUUCGCAAGUGGCUUUGCCCUGAUCAGCGAUGGAUACCAGAACAAUCUGAUGACUAUGGCAAAUGUCCUUCUCAAGAAAGAAUAUCCCAAGGAAUAUACCUCGACUGUCAGUACGCGCGUGUCCAACGCCCUGCUCGUGGGCGAAAUCAUCGGUCAGAUUGUCAUCGGUAUAACAUGUGACUAUCUUGGUCGCAAGACUGCCAUCGUGUUCACCACUGCUAUGAUUGUCGUUGGGGGCAUCCUUGCUACUGCAUCUCAUGGAGUUACCAUUAACGGCAUGUUCUGGAUGAUGACAGUCGCCCGUGGCGUUGUUGGAUUCGGUACUGGCGGCGAGUAUCCAGCAUCUUCGACCUCGGCUUCUGAAUCAGCCAACGAGCUGACACCCAAGCAUCGCGGGCCGGCAUUCAUCAUGGUGACUAACUUCCCUCUCAGCUUCGGUGGACCAUUUGCGGUAUCAAUCUUCUUGAUCGUUCUGAUGGCGUGCCAUGAAUCACACUACAGUACUGUAUGGCGAGUAUGCUUCGGUAUCGGAUGUAUCUGGCCACUGUCCGUCUUCUACUUCCGCAUCCGCAUGCUAAAUUCGACUUUAUAUCGCCGCGGAGCGAUCAAGAAACAUGUCCCUUAUCUGCUUGUUCUUCGCUAUUACUGGAAAGCUCUCAUUGGAACAUGCGGUGCUUGGUUUCUUUAUGACUUCGUGACCUUCCCAAACGGUGUAUUCUCUGGAACUAUCAUCUCAGAGGCUACAAAGGCUGGUUCUGUUCGCUCAACAGGCGAAUGGCAGCUCCUUCUUGGGGCAAUCGCUCUGCCAGGCGUCUUCCUCGGUGCGUUCCUCUGCAACCGAGUCGGGCGCAAAAACAUCAUGAUGAUCGGCUUCGGCGGCUACUUGAUAUUUGGCCUGAUUAUUGGAAGCUCAUAUGACAAGAUCACAAAGAUAAUUCCGCUCUUCGUCGUCUUCUACGGGCUCAUGCAAAGUUGCGGCAACUUUGGUCCAGGGAAUAUGCUUGGCCUUUUGUCAUCUGAGGCGUAUGCCACUGGCGUGCGCGGUACAUGCUACGGACUCUCAGCGGCUAUUGGCAAGACAGGUGCAGCGAUCGGAACGCAGGCCUUCCAGCCCAUCGCGACCCAUCUUGGCAAAAGAUGGACGUUUAUCAUUGCAGCGAUCUGUGGUAUCGUGGGGAUCUUAGUGACCUAUUUCUUCGUACCGGAUCUCUCGGGCGAGGAUCUGAGAAUACGCGAUGAGCAGUUUCGAGUGUAUCUUGUGGCGAAUGGAUGGGACGAAGCCAUGGGAGAGGAUGACCUGCAGGCGAAUGCGGAUGAUGGUGUCACGAUCGCCGACACAGCCCAAAAGAAAGAUGGUGAUGGUGGUGAAUGA
This is a messenger RNA of Penicillium waksmanii, 1506 nucleotides long. RefSeq names its product Glycerophosphoinositol permease 1. Gene Ontology annotation, biological process: carboxylic acid transport; transmembrane transport. The record is from RefSeq and is a predicted model, not a curated record. The transcript has 6 exons. Lineage: Eukaryota; Fungi; Ascomycota; Eurotiomycetes; Eurotiales; Aspergillaceae. Bases 1 to 1506 code for a protein of 501 amino acids. Gene Ontology annotation, molecular function: carboxylic acid transmembrane transporter activity. Gene Ontology annotation, cellular component: plasma membrane.